This is a messenger RNA of Mucor mucedo, 615 nucleotides long. RefSeq lists its product as uncharacterized. The coding region runs from base 29 to 577 and encodes 182 amino acids. Lineage: Eukaryota; Fungi; Mucoromycota; Mucoromycetes; Mucorales; Mucoraceae. The record is from RefSeq and is a predicted model, not a curated record. The transcript has 3 exons.
UGUUACGAUUUGCAUAAUCACUGCGUAGAUGGACUACAUAAGAUCGAACUACAAGAAUUUUAGUAUUGGGAAUUACUAUAAACAUGUAAAAGCAGAGUUCAGAGAAACCUCCGAGGAGGCCUUUAGGUCAAUAAUCUGUAAGAUAUGCAAUUUUGAACUUGGCAAGAAAUCAAGAUCCUUGAUAGAGUUUGCUUAUAGUAUACGUGACUCAAAGUUUGAGGUCCUGAAAUCACAAGAAGCAGAAUCAUAUUGGAACGACGUGCUAUCGGCUCGCACAAUAAAUAAACGUAUGCAUGCUCACUUGUUGAGCGAGGAUUCUGUGGCUGAGGCCAUUCAUAACCAUGAGGCUAAGAAAAAUAAGACACUGGAGAAGCACCCGAAUCAAGAAGAGUCUCAAAGAACUAAUGAUAACUUCAGGAUUAACUUAUUCAAGAGCGGAUAUGCAGUUUUAAAAAACCAGCCAUCCACCUCUCAUCUCCAAGCCGUGGACGACGCCAUAGCCACUCAUCAGCCAGUAGUAUUCUCAGCCUCGUCCAUUCCAUUUAUUAUAAAUACUCUUUAUUUUUCCUCUUCUUAAAUCUUUAGUUAACUUUAACAUCAAUAAACCCUGACAAG